AUGAAGAAUAUCAAGUUGAAUUAGCAAGAAAAAAAAGGUGAUAAUCCAAACCCAAUAGAAAACGAUGUAAAAGAAGAUGAAGAGGGGGCAUUUAUUGCAUUUAACAAAAAUGAACUUUUUAAAACUCUUCCCGUUGAGGAAAAAGGUAAUUAUCUAAUCUGCAACUAACUUAUAGCACUUGAAAUCCUAUACACUGUAGAGAAAAACAACACAACCAUUGUAGUAGGAGAAACAGGUUCUGGCAAAUCAACGAAACUCCCGCAAUUUCUCUAUUAAGCUGGUUAUUGUAAAGACGGCAAGAUGAUCUGUGUUACUUUGCCUAAGAGAGUCUCAGUUCUAAACAUCGCAAGUAGAUUAGCUUUUAAUAUGAGCUCUAAUCUGGGUGAUGAAGUAGGUUAUUCCAUUAGAUUUGAUGCAAAGUUUACUGAAAACACUAAGAUAAAGGUAGUCACUGAUGGCAUGCUCCUUAGAGAGAUGCUUAUCGAUCCAUUGCUAAGUAAAUACUCAGUAUUGAUGAUAGAUGACUGUCAUGAAAGAAGUAUUUAUACUGAUAUUAUCCUGGGACUGCUAAAGAAGAUAAGAAGGAAAAGAUAAAAUGAUUUGAAGAUUAUAAUAUCAAGUGCUACUAUUGAAGCUUAAAUGUUUUGGAGAUUUUUUCAUGAGCCACCAGAAUUCAAGGCAUAGAUAAUAGAAGUCGAAGGGAGGUAAUACCCAGUGGAAAUCUUAUACUUAGAGAAAUCCUGCAAGGAUUAUGUGGCUUAGGCUGUCUAGACUGCAAUUACUAUUCAUAUGAGGGAGGAGCUUAAUUCAGGCGAUGUUCUAGUAUUUCUGACUGGAUAAGAUGAGAUCAACAUGUUCAUAGAGUAGUUCAAUCUUGCUGCAUAAUGUAUAUACUAUUAAUCUUAUGUAAGUAUAGAAAAGAAACUAUCACAUUCAGUAUUCUGUCUGCCGUGCUAUGCUAAUUUACCAAUGGAUAAACAAAUGAAGAUAUUUGAGCCAACUCCUAUCAAUAAAAAUCUUGAGUCUCUAGUUGUAAUUCCAGCUUCAAAGUCUUCAUGUGAUUAAAGAGCAGGGAGGUCUGGUAGAGUCGCUGCAGGAAAAUGCUUUAGACUUUGCACAAAGGAGGAGUAUGAGAGAUAUUUGCCAGAGCAAAUGAAACCAGAAAUAUAGAGAAGCGACACUAGUCAUUUGAUCCUGUAACUCAAAGCUCUAGGAAUCAGGAAUCUGCUAACUUUUGACUACCUGAGUCCACCAAGCAAGGAGAAUUUCAUCAGAUCAUUAGAGGUUCUCUAUAGUCUUGGGGCUAUUGAUGAUACUGCUUAGCUUACUUAAGAUAUUGGCAUGAAACUGGUGGAGAUGCCAAUCGAUCCUAGAAUGGCUGCUGCAAUACUAAAUUCUAAUAAGGAAGAGUGGAGAGUUACUGAAGAAGUUCUAUCUGUAGCUGCAUUAUUACAAGUUCAAAAUUUGUUUGUUACAGUAAAAGAUCCAACGAUAAUUCAGAAAGCGAAGAAAAAGUAUGGAGUUAUCGAAGGUGAUCACAUAUCUUUGCUCAACAUAUUUAACAUCUACAACUCUAAGAAAUCUGACAAUGAGAAGAAAGGCUUCUGUCGUGAGGUCUAUGUUAAUGAAAAAAGUUUGAAGAAAGCAGUCUAAAUUAAGUAGUAGCUGAGAGGAUACUUGAAGAUGCUGAACGUUAAAGUUCUAAAGUCUGAUGAUUAUGAUGAUCCAGAGGCUAUAUUAAAGUCUCUGAUUACUGGGUAUUUCGCUAAUGUGGCUUAGAGACAGGUAGAUGGAACAUACAGAAAUGUCAGAAGUAUGACUGAUGUCCUAGUUAUUCAUCCUUCAAGUGUACUAGCAAAUAUCAGACCUAAAUGGAUAUUAUACAAUGAGAUAGUUGUAACUUCGAAGAAGUUCAUGAGAGAGGUUUCCGAAGUAAAAGUUGAAUGGCUCACAGAGCUAGCUCCCCACUUCUAUGUUGAUAAGAGAAAGCAAAUCUUGGAGGAGUAACAUAAAAGAGAAUCAAUAAGAAAUCUUGAACAUGAUUAUAAAGGAAAGCAGCAGAACACUGGAUAAAAUUAAUUACCUGCUUAAAACGAGAAAUCAAUCACAAGUCAUCUUUAAAAGUAACAAAAUAGAUUUAGAAAAGGUAUGAAUUUCUCAAUGAUAGAAUCUGAUCCAACUAAUAAAGAGGAUAUACAGCCUUAGUCAUAUAGCAACAGUAGUGUUACUUCACUGGCUGCUGAACCAAAGUCCUUCAAAAGACAAAAGAUCGAGGAUAAUAAGACAGAUGGUAAAAGUAAAGCUGCAACUAAUAAAAAACCUACUAUCGGUUUGAGUUUUUAAGAUGAAGAGUAUUGA
Molecule: messenger RNA, 2358 nt
Organism: Stylonychia lemnae
Lineage: Eukaryota; Ciliophora; Spirotrichea; Sporadotrichida; Oxytrichidae
Source: the annotation of a GenBank genome assembly